Messenger RNA from Daphnia magna, 1020 nucleotides. RefSeq lists its product as uncharacterized. Lineage: Eukaryota; Metazoa; Arthropoda; Branchiopoda; Diplostraca; Daphniidae. The record is from RefSeq and is a predicted model, not a curated record. Gene Ontology annotation, molecular function: protein dimerization activity. Bases 1 to 1020 code for a protein of 339 amino acids. The transcript has a single exon.
AUGGAUUGUCUUUAUGAACUACGCCAGCCGGUUUCGCAAGUAUGCGAAGAACUUGGUUGGGAUGAGCUAUCUAAUUCAGAUUGGAUCAUGCUGAAAUCAAUCAUUGAUUUACUUCGACCAUUUGCUGCAUAUACUCAAUUAGUGAGCGCCGACAAAUAUGUCACUUUUUCGUCUGCUGUUCCAUGCAUAGAAGAGUUAAAGUUACAUCUCCAGAGAAGUGCUGAAAAACCUGGACUGAAUGGAGUAGCAUGUGCAAUGCUAUCAGAUUUAACCAAAAGAUUCGAUUUUAUGACGAAAGAAGAUGAUCCAGAAUUUGACAUCUACUUGUUGGCUACUUGUCUUGAUUGUAAUUACAGAUUUUUCGUGAUAGACGAGCCUGAUGUUCAGAAAGUAGUCCUCAACAAUGUAGUCAAAAUCGCGAAGCAGUUAGGUUUGAAAUAUUGUGCAAACCAAGUUCAAAACGGAAACAACGCCAGUGGAGCUGCCCAGUCGUCGAUAGAAGAAAGUCAAGAAAGUGAAGAAACUCAAUCAGCAACAACAACUCAGAACACUGACGGCUACAAAGAUUUGAACCCGUCUUCCUUUCGGCUACUGUUGGAAAAAAAAAAAGCAAAAAGAUCAUCCAGUAGCAACGAUCAUUCACGCUCAUCGUCAGCUAUGUCUACGACUACGACCGACUUGAAUGCUGAAAUUGAAAAUCAUCAGUUGACCAGCAUUGAAGAAGAACUUCUGGAUUAUUUCAAUUUGGUUAGUCGUAUGAGUUCUAAUCUUCCGACAAGUGCAACACCCAUGCAAGAUUCAAUUGAUUUUUGGAAGGAUAAUGCCGAGCGGUUUCCCUUUUUGAAGAAUUUGGCCUACAAUGUUUUGAGUAUUCCAGCCUCUUCGGCUGCUGCCGAACGUGAGUUUUCCGCUUCGGGUUGGCAUACUCUGGGUCGAAAGAAUCGAACAACGGGAGAAACUUUGUCAGCGAAAGUGUUCCUCACUUGCAACAAAGAUAUUUUGCGUCCCUUGUUUUUUUAA